Caenorhabditis elegans is the source of this 1565-nucleotide messenger RNA. RefSeq names its product ANK_REP_REGION domain-containing protein (gene C14A11.6). NCBI's taxonomy places the organism in Eukaryota, Metazoa, Nematoda, Chromadorea, Rhabditida, Rhabditidae. Bases 23 to 1519 code for a protein of 498 amino acids. The record is from RefSeq and is marked reviewed. The transcript has 10 exons.
AGGUAUUAACACGUCAUAAAUAAUGGAAAUUAUGGAAGAAUUUGUCAAAUCGGAAAUAGCAAAAAUAUCUUCUGAGCAUGAAAUUAUAUUAACUGGCUGGAAAAAUGUCAACUUUACCGAUGAAAAUAUUAAACAUCUCUACAAUCUCUUCAAAACGUGUAGUCAUCUGGAAAUACGGAUAUUCGAAAGAAAUAAUUUUUUGGAGAACAGCGAAAGAAAUGAUACAAUGGAGUUGAUGACUAGAAAAUUGAUACGAGUAUCUAAUAAUCAAUCGCAUCAAUCAACAAGUACAAUACAAAAGUCACCCGCAAUAAAUUUUGAUAAGACACACAGUGAUUUCAAAGAGUCUCAAGAAGACAGUCCAACAAUGCAAUUCCUAGCUGAAACAACAAAUGUUGUUGUUGAAAAAGCACUUUCAAAAAGCACAGGAUUACACGACGCUUCUGAAGAAGCGGGUUUACGACGAACAAAGAAAAAGAAGAAAAAAUCGAGCAAAAAACUGCCAAAUAGCAUAUCAAAUUUGGAAAAUUCAGUAGAACAAACUUCUAAGGAUAUCGAAUGCAAUCAAGUCGGAGCACUGGAAACUAUCAAGAAAGAUGAAAAAUUUGAAGAAAAAGACCAGAUAGUAGAUUGUCAAACCAGAAACUCAAAAAAAGAUCUCGAAGAAUCUGAAGACAUUGAAUCAUCCACUCACUACAUAUAUCCAGAAUCAAGAAAUUUGAAAUCAAACUUGCAAAAACUGACAACCGAUAUAUCCACAGAAGAAAAACAAAUAAGAGAGCGAUUGAAAUUGGGAGAGCUUGCAAAUGUAGACAAUGGAGUUCUGGAAGAAUUUAUAUCAAGAGCCAAUGCAGUCCUAAAAGAAACUGGAGCAGUUACGAUGAGAAAAACUGCUGAAGCAGAGACCAACAAAUAUUUAACAACUAAUAAAGUAGCGACAGUGGAUUCGAUGGGUACGAUUUCAAACGAGCUUCUGCAAGAUAUUUGGCCAAAAACGAAUAAAUGGAGACGUGUAGCUAGAGUUGAAGACAAUAUCGAAGACUCGGAGGGCAGUAAGAAACUGGAUAAGGAAGUGGAACGAGAAGUUCGGGCUGCAAUUAAGUCUGCCGGGCAAUCAUUGAGCAAAAAACAAAUUGGGCAAAUUCGGAAAGCGGCAGUUGCAUAUUUGAGUUUUGAAGAUUCAGUACAAAAAGAAUUGGAAUUUCGCAGCAAUAAUACUCUGAAACUGGUGCAAUUAGUUUCAGCAUACGAAGCUAGCAAUAAAAUGGAUGAACUUAUGUUAUUAAGACUUGCCAUCGCAUUUUGUACAAAAAGGCGAGAUUUCUUUUUGGAGGCCCGUCCUCCAAACUUCAUGCAAUUUACGUACAUGUAUAUUUAUCUACUGGAGAAGAUCAACUCAAGAACCGCAUUGAUAUGCGCAUGUCUCAACAAUCAAAUUAGGAAUGCCGAUAAUUUCAAUGAACUUGAAGAGUUAAUGCUGAAUCUGUUCCACGAGGAUUAUUUUCUAGAGAAGAAUUAGAGUGUUUUAUGAUGAUAUUUCAAAUGAAAUGUUUUGUUGAUGUUUU